AGAAAAACGCAUACAUGACACUUCUUACAAAUACUAUGGACGCCCCUGAAGACCCGGCUCAAGAUCACUAUUUCAUGGCCACUAGGAUACUAGGAUAUCAAUUGUUGCAUCAACCCAACACUAGAACCCAGCGUGGUUACCCUUUCGUGGUGUUGGUGACUGCAGAUGUAAAGCAAGACCGCCGCGACCUCUUGACUUCCGACGGCGCCAUCGUCCUCCCGGUCCAAAAUCUCGAAUACAACACCACGCGCAUCCACGGCGAAAUGCCACAAUGGAAAGACGUCAUGACAAAACUGCGAGCGUGGGAAUUGGUCGAAUAUGAUCUGAUCGCCUUUUUGGAUGGCGACUUCAUCUUAAAUCGCUGUUUGGAUGGGAUUUUCGACGAUGGCGCCACGAUGCCAGCAACUCUACUCACUUCCAACACCCUCCCCACCGAUGAAGGCGAAUUACCGUCCACAUACGUACUAGCCACAGUAGCAGAAGCGAAUCCUUUCCACAACUACCCACCCACCGCCGCUGCACACGACUACAAAGACCCAAACUACUUCAACGCAGGCUUCUUCCUCUUCCGCCCAGACUUGACACUAUUCCACCAUUUCGAAAAGAUAUUGCAAUUGGAAGGUCGUUUCGACCCUCAAUACCCAGAGCAGAAUCUUUUGAACUAUGCAUUCAGGAGGUCCGGCCAAAUGCCUUGGAUCGAAAUGGAUGGGAAUUGGCAUAUCAGGUUUCCGACCGUGGGGGAUAUGGAACAGGGGGUGGCUAGUAUGCAUGAUAAAUGGUGGAGUGCUCAUAUGGAUAAAGGUCUACAGCCGUACUACGAUUCUAUCAGGUGGAGGAUGGAAGGGUUCUAUGAGGUUACUAGUAAGAAACAGUGGGAAUUGGCUUUUGAGUGAUCGGAUUUAUGUAUAUUAAUGAGUCUCCUUUUUCGUUAUCCGUUCUUCUACUUGAUGACUAUAUUCCAACUCGGGUG
Molecule: messenger RNA, 970 nt
Organism: Aureobasidium pullulans EXF-150
Lineage: Eukaryota; Fungi; Ascomycota; Dothideomycetes; Dothideales; Saccotheciaceae
Product: nucleotide-diphospho-sugar transferase
Exons: 1
Biological process (GO): protein N-linked glycosylation
Molecular function (GO): glycosyltransferase activity
Source: RefSeq, a predicted model, not a curated record